Messenger RNA from Hordeum vulgare subsp. vulgare (domesticated barley), 1529 nucleotides. Its product is annotated as WAT1-related protein At1g44800-like. Gene Ontology annotation, cellular component: plasma membrane. The transcript has 4 exons. The record is from RefSeq and is a predicted model, not a curated record. NCBI's taxonomy places the organism in Eukaryota, Viridiplantae, Streptophyta, Magnoliopsida, Poales, Poaceae. Gene Ontology annotation, molecular function: transmembrane transporter activity. The coding region runs from base 136 to 1296 and encodes 386 amino acids.
CAUUGCUUGCGUGAGUGGCAUCGAACUGGAGCUACCGAGUGAGAGCGAAGCUUGCUAGCUAGCCAGACACGCGCGCGCGCACACACACACACAGAGGGAGAGAGGUAGAGAGUUCGGGGAGAGGGAGAGAUAGGUAUGGGAUGGAAAGUUCUGAACGAUGUGAAGCCAUACCUAUCGAUGGUGCUGCUGCAGGUGGGGUUCGCCGGGAUGAACAUCGUUGCCGUGUCGUCCCUCAAGGGCGGGAUGAGCCACUUCGUCCUUGUGGUCUACCGUAACCUCGUCGCCACCGCCUUUAUGGUGCCCUUCGCUCUCUAUUUCGAGAGGGAAAGGAGGCCAAAGAUGACAAUUACCAUCUUCCUCAAGAUUAUGUGGCUGGCAUUUCUCGAGCCGGUGCUCGACCAGAACCUGUACUUCAUGGGCGCAAAGCUGACAUCGGCGGGGUUCGCGACGGCGCUCAUCAACACCCUCCCGGCCGUCACCUUCGUGCUGGCCCUCAUCCUGCGCAUGGAGAAGGUGCGGCUGCGGAGCCUGCACAGCCAGGCCAAGAUCGUUGGCACGGUCCUCACGGUGGCCGGCGCCGUGCUGAUGGUCCUGUACCACGGCCCUGCCGUGCGGUUCCCGUGGACUAAGGGCCAUCACCACGCUACCAUCGGUGCCCAGGGCGCCGCCGCGCGGGACUGGCUGAACGGGACCAUAAUGCUCAUCGCCUCCUGCAUGAUCUGGCCGGGCUUCUUCAUCCUCCAGUCCAACACGCUCGGGAGCUACCCGGCGGAGCUGUCUCUCACGGCGCUCAUCUGCGGCAUGGGCUCGCUAAUGAGCGGCGCUGUCGCCCUCGUUGCUGAGCGCGCCAACACCGGAGUCUGGGUUAUCGGCUUCGAUAAUCGCCUCUUGACCGUCGUCUACGCCGGCAUAGUGUGCUCCGGCGUGGCAUACUACUUGCAGGGCGUCGUGUCAAGGCAAAGGGGCCCGGUGUUCGUGACGGCCUUCAACCCGCUCAGCAUGAUCAUAACCGCCGUCAUGGGCUCCAUCAUUCUCAAGGAGGAGAUCGCUCUCGGAAGUGUGAUUGGUGCGGUGAUCAUCGUGGCAGGCCUCUACUUCCUCAUCUGGGGGAAGAGCAAGGACAAGAUCAUCAGCCCCAGCCAAGUCUCCGACGUCAGCGACGAGGGAGCCGGCGCGCUGCCCUUAACCUUGGUGACCAACGGCCACGGGCACGGCCACAUCAAGGAGCACGAGCUCGGCGACGGUAACGGCGGCCAUGUCGACGUCGAGACGCCGGCGACCAAUGGGCACUACUAGCAAGGGAUCGAUCAAUUGGAGUGGCUAGUAUUAUACGUCCUCCAGUCGUCCACGACCAGUAUACGUCCCCCGCUUUUUUCCUUUUAAUGCAUGGUCCAUCUAUCGAUCAUGCAUCGAUUUGUUUUCUCUCUAUGUAUUUUAUUCCUGUCAGCUUCUCCCUAUCUAUGAUCCUAUCAUGUAAUUUUUUUUUGAAAAGGAGGCUUAGCCCCGGCCUCUGCAUCAAUAGAUGCGUG